This is a messenger RNA of Clonostachys rhizophaga, 969 nucleotides long. The record is from the annotation of a GenBank genome assembly. Lineage: Eukaryota; Fungi; Ascomycota; Sordariomycetes; Hypocreales; Bionectriaceae.
AUGAUCAGAUCCAAAUCGAGAAGUCCACCUUUGCCUUACUUUCCUCCCACGCCUCGGGAGCUGUCGCCCAGGCCUGAAUCGGCCUUCGAGGACUUCAUCCUCUUCGAUGCUCCGGAAACGAGACCGUCAAGCGGUGCCUUUGCUUCAAGUGUUUCUUCGCCACGAUCAGAUAUGGGAGCCCGGCCCCCAACUCUUUCCGAGAUUUUACUCGACCAGGCCCCUCCGCCAUGGUCAUUAGCUGCCUUCACUGCCUAUCUGUCGAACAACCAUUGCAUGGAGACGCUGGAGUUUACCCUUGAUUUACGAAGAUACUCUGAUUCUUUUGCUCUGGUAUAUGGCGGCAACCAACCCGCAGUGCCUAAUGAUGUCGAGUAUCUGUCAAAUUUAUGGGACAGGCUGAUAGCCGUCUACAUUACGCCUUGCUCGGCACGAGAAAUCAACAUACCUUCACGAGUACGAGACCAGCUGCUCAGUCUUUCAUCGCGACCUACGCCUCCUCACCCUUCGGUUCUUGAAGAAGCUGGACGUAUUAUUCAUGAGCUCAUGAACGACUCCGUCCUGGUCCCAUUUCUGGAAUCUGUGAGCCCAAUGCAGCUUGACGAAUCCUCACACCACGACGCACACCACAAGUUACCCCCUUAUUUUAAUAUCGCUAGAGGAAGAACUUCCCCACGUUCAUCAUCACGGACUGGUUCUUCGCACGAGAUGGAAGGUUUGACCGACGACAGCGAGGGUGGCUCACCAGCCGCCAUGGAACCAAUGACACCACCAACAACACCACCUUCGAGCACUGAUUGGGGCUUCAACAAUUCCCCUGGCGGGCUCCAACGAGCCAUGGCUGCCCAAAAGGAAGGGUGGAAGAAGAUGGGCGCAAAGCUCGGCUUCAACCGCAGAAGUUCGUCGAAACGAUCCCCCCCGACGUCGUCAGUCCCUGGGCAUGAAGCGAACCGCCAUGGCAAUAUAAUGUGA